GGUCUGUCUACUCACACCCUGCUUUUACGCUGAGCAUUAGUCUAGAAGUCAUUUUUCUUAUACUUGCUUUCAAGUCUGUAUCUGUUUCUGUUGUAAUCAUCGUUGUUUUAUUGUCGUUCUAGACACUUCCGACAGCACCAAGGUCUCGUCUCAAGGACGGAACAGUAUGGAAAGUAGAAGCGACUCCGACGAAUCCUCCGGCCUUGCUGGUGGCAGCAGGAGCGAUGCCGGUUCAUAUGCUCCUGCGGAAUGCUACACGGCGAUUCGUGAUGAAGACUACUGGCACGGCCUUCACUCGCCGGCUGCGAUAUUUUCCAAUCCUCCUGCAUGUGCCGGGGAAGAAAAAGAUGAUAGAAACAGAUCCGUGAGUCGGAAACGCAGCAGGUCGCGUGCAUCACGAGUGAGGAAACAAGGGAACAGCAGGAAGGAUACGAGGGUUGCUAGUACCAAGUCGCAUUCGAGAAGGCGCAGGAGAGAUCCCUUUCCACCAUUCGAAGGAGGAACGCAAAGAUUCAUGAAAGCCAAAACGACUUCUUCGGAGGGCAGAGAAGCCCCGCAUUUCGCUCCGCGCAAUGCGAUGGGCGGAGAACGCGCUGAGCACUUUGACGUCCGCGAUGCAGUGCCUUUUUCGCCCAGCGCGGCUUCAACAGCGGCCACCCCAACCGAGGAGCGAGUGCGGUUUGAGACGCUUCCAAAACUGCCAAAGCCGUCCGCCGAGGACGUGGAGCGGCCGAGAGAGGAGCAGCGCAUUUUUGAUUUGACAAACAAGUACGUGAAACACUGGACGCCGGCCCAAGCCAUGGACGAAUACGUGCAAAAUUGGUACGACCAGCUGGAAAAUUCCGUGCGAUUGAACGGCUUCGACGUCGACCUGCUGAAGAUGACCGAACGAACGAGCCAUGGGGAAAAGAAAAAGAAAAAGGACAAGAAAAUCGCAUCCAGCAGUACUGGAAAUUGCCCACCAGAACCAGACGAAGACUGGCGACUGGAGUUCACUGUUUCCACGCCAGCUGCGAAGAAGUACCGGGUCGGGUACAUUUCGAAAGAAUCGAACAUUCUCACCAUGGUGAAUUUUUCAACGACCUUGCCGCCGAAGUGCUUUCUCCUGGGAUACAGCGGCGAGGAAAAGGAGCGAAACGGCACGGAACAUGGCGAGACACGAGGCAAGUUCGGGGAUGGCUUGCCGUCGUCGACUUUGGUACUGACGCGUGAGCCUGAUACCCACGUUCAGCUUUUCAGCCUCGGACGGCGUUACCACUUUAGCAUGAAACAGAAUAAAGACGGCGUUCCGUGUUUCGCAAUGAGCAUCUGGCGCGAAAGUGAAGAAGACAUACGCGCUCGGCGGCUGCAUUGCUUCGACGCUUACCAGGAUACCGCCGCGCGCAUCCAGUGUGGCAGAAAUUGGAAGACGCGAUUUGACCGGGACCGCUAUUUGUUUUUGCGACACAAAACAGACAAGAAACUGCUAGGGGAGUCUCCCGUCGCAGAGAUUUUGAAAGGGAAACGCCACAAGAAAAAGAUCUACGUGAAGGGCAUGUUUGUCCAGGAACUAAGCAACCUCACGUACGGCAUCAACCUAAAGCAGUACGAAAUGCAAUCACGGGACCGACAAA
Messenger RNA from Amoebophrya sp. A120, 1613 nucleotides. The record is from the annotation of a GenBank genome assembly. Lineage: Eukaryota; Dinophyceae; Syndiniales; Amoebophryaceae.